UCCCACCUCCCACUCCGCCAUGGCCUCCUUCGUCUCCGCCUCCGCCGCGUCCUCCACCGCCGGAGCGCUCCUCCGCCGCGCCCCGUUCGUCCCCCGCGGCGGGCUCGUGGGCGCGUGGGCGUCCCCGGCCCGGCGCCCGCUGCGCGCGGCUGCGGCGCAGGGGUCGGCCAACUCCGCGCCGGUCAUGAUGGAGAGCAAGGUCAAGAAGAGGAACAAGAAGGGCUCCGGCGCCGGGGGACUCCCCGCCGCCAUCGACCUCGAGAUCCGGGAGGCCGAGCAGUACCUCGCCACCGACGGGCAGGAACCUACUCCAGAAGACUUUCCCUUUGAAAUGGUUGAUGAAGAGGGGAUGAGCGUGGUUAUUCUGAAAAGGGACUACAAGGAUGAGAAGAUUGAGGUCAUUGUCAGCAUGCCCAAUAUGGAAGGGGACCCUGAGUUUGAUGAAGAUGAUGAGGCUGACGGUGAGGAUGCUGCCAAGGAUGAUGACGAUGAAGAUGAGGGUGGCGAAGAUAGUAGCCUUGCUAUGAAGGUGAUAGUCUCCAAGGGAUCUGGCCCAAACCUCGAGUUCACCUGCACAGCCUUUCGUGAGGAGAUCACCAUUGACGACAUGAUGAUAGCAGAGAAAACAGAACCUGAUGCAGAGAAAUUCCCCUUUGAGGGCCCUGAAUUCACCGAGCUUCCUCCGAACGUGCAGAAGGGCCUGUUCAAGUUCCUCGAGGUACGAGGUGUGACGCUGACGACCACCAACUUCAUGCAUGAUUACAUGAUCACCAAGCAGACCAAGGAGUACGUCCGGUGGAUGACCAAGCUCAAGGGUUUGGUCCAGUAGUGAGGUUGAACAGAUGGCCCUGCCGGGUGACGCAAUUUUUGGUUAGCUUAGCCUUUUAGCACGCCCGUGAAACCAGUAGUAUGAAGUGUAUCUGUGGUCCUGUAUCAGCAGCUAGGCAGAGUGAAUUUCAUUUGUGUUCUUCUGGAGCUGGCCGGUGAAAAAAUAUCAUGUAGAAAGGUGGGUACUAGCGAUGAAACAAGACUUCCUGAGCUUAAUACGAGCUGCGUUACUUCCACUUUUA
Molecule: messenger RNA, 1070 nt
Organism: Hordeum vulgare subsp. vulgare (domesticated barley)
Lineage: Eukaryota; Viridiplantae; Streptophyta; Magnoliopsida; Poales; Poaceae
Exons: 3
Coding region: 20-829 (269 amino acids)
Cellular component (GO): mitochondrial matrix
Source: RefSeq, a predicted model, not a curated record